AGAGCAUACGUUUGUAGAUUUUACAUAAUAGGUAAUAAGUAUGUUACUGAAAAUAUUUAGAAAUUAAUACGUUCCCGUUAUAUUAUUUUAAAACGUUAGUAAUAAUGAAAAUUUUAAUUUUCCUGAACAUGGUGUUUCUACUGGCGGAAUGUGUCGACCGUAUUGAAGAUUUAAGAAAAAGAAACGAAUUAACUUCGAUUCAAAAACGUAACUUUAUGGCAAUGAUUGAAGAAAAUAAGAAUAUUCAUGAAAUAAUCAAUAACAAUCCUAUUAAAACAUCGUAUUUGUACAAAAUUGAAGAAAACGAAAGGGAAAAACCAUACUUAAAGGAGAUAAAAAAAACCCUAGACAAGGUGAGUUACGUCUUUUUGAAUGAAAUAUAUUUUUAUCUACUACAACAUAUGUAUUUGCAUUGUCAAGUCUCAAGAUAUCUAAUAGACAUUAGUCUAGAUUCCAACAAAGAAAUAUCACCAGAGGAAGUAAUUAGGGCUAUUAAGCUCAUGAAAGAUCAAGAAUACUGUAUAUUCACGUAUAUAUACGAUAGUGGAUUCGAAUUCGAACUAACACUAGAUGUUAUGUUUUAUUUAAAAUCAUUUACUGAAACCGAUCUUUCUGUAAUAAAGGAACAGUUAAAGAAUUCUAUGGCCAAUAUUAAAUUGAAUAAAUUAUUCAAAGAAUUAAAUUCUGAUAUAAAUAAAAGUUUGGGAGACUUGACACAAACUUCAAACGCUGACAAGUUGGAGUUGUUCGACAAAAUAUUGACCAAAAUCAAACAAGAAAUUUUGGACUCCUCGAACAUGUUUUGUAGCACGACCAAUCCGCCACUAAUCAGUAAAAACAUGUUCUACACUUUAGGAUUAAAUAACACCGGUUAUUUUAUUCGAUAUAUUUAUAUAACUGAACAAUUUUACGUGAACGUAAGUAUUUUUGUUGUUUUUCGUUUAUUUUUUUUUUUUGUGUAAUUUUGUUUUAAUAAUAUUCAUAAUAUAACGAAGACGCUCGCUGGCCAAAUACGACUAAAUUUAAUCUGACCGCCCAUUCAUUGUGCUGACUACAUCACCGUCGAAACCAUUAACAAAUUGUUUAUUUUACUUUUAAAUUGCAUGCUAUUUAAAUCAUUGGGAGACUAAAUUAAACAUUUAAGUGUUUAAGCCUCACAAACUUCAUAGAUAGCCUAGUUGGACUAAUACACACAAUAAACUAAUUGUAGGUGAUGAUUUCGAAUAAAAUAAUGAAACAACAAAUACAACUUUCGAUAUAAUGUAAAAAAUAUCUGUAAAUAAAAAUUAAACAUGAAUUACCUUAGGUAUUAAAUAUUGUGGGCUAUACAUAAAAAAGUCGAGCAAUGCGUGAGCGGCCAUAAUAUACUAUAAUAAUUCCAAAUGUCAAUUGACUGAAAUUAUAUUUUUUAGUUAUUUAAUUUAAAUUAUUAUUUUUUUUUUAGUUUUCGACUGUCAAUGGUCAUAAAUUUCCUUUGAAAAAAAUUCGUAUCGAUUCCUGGGAUUGUAGAAAAAUUUUGGUAACUAGAUAAUUUUAACAACUCUAUUAUAUUUAUAGAUAAAAAAAAAAAAAAUUAUUAAUUUAUAUGAAUUAUGUUUAUUUUUAAAAAUUGUAUAUUGUAUUAUUUAUUAAAUAGUUAUAACUUUAAUCUAGUUCAAGUUGUUAUCAGAGAGUGAGAUAUAUUUAUAGUUGUAAAGUUUUAUCUCUGAAAUCUGUUGUGCGUAUGAAUUAAACAUAUUUGUUUUGGUAGCACUGAAUCAUUUAAAAAAAUAUAUAUUAUUCAUUAUUAAAUUGUAUGUUCUUAAAUAUUUUAAUUAUAAUUAUAACUGGUUGGAUUAAUAUUAACCAUCGAAUUAGUUCAUAUUUGGUUGUACUACUAAUGUACAUGCCCACAUUUUGUAUUUAAAAUUCCACAAGAUAAUAGUAACAAUAAUAAUAAUACUAUUUAAAAAUCUAUUUUUUUCGGUGUUAGAAAACCGUGUCGGUUUACACGCGAUGUGUUAAUUGAAUUAUAGAAAAUAUCAUAAUAAAUAUUGGUUUCGUUUAAAACGACGUUUUUACAGUUAAUAUCAAAAUUAAUAUUUAAUAAACAUAUCGUGUUAUGUUACGAUGAAUUUCCAAUUGAUUCAUCGAUAACUUAUGAUUUCAUUGGGUUAUGUAAGUACGUUGACUAAAUCUAUUGUGUUAAAUUGUUAAAUAUCAUUAUAGUACACAGUUAAAAGCUACAUUAUCGUGAUGAUUGAGAAAUGCAUUUUCAAAACACUUUUAUUUAUCUAGGUACACAAAAAAAAAAAAACAUAUUCUUCUAUGAAUUAUAAUUAUCUUAAACAAAAUUAUACUCUAGGAAAAAUUUGCCUUUAUUACAAUUACCUUUUUUAAAUAAAAAAUGCUGAUUUGGUCAAAAAUAUUUUAAGUACAUACAAAUCUACCGAUUAUGAUAAUAUUAUAUUCCUCUUUAUUACUAAAACAGUCCUGAUUAUAAUUUAUUAUAAGCAUUCCUAAUUUUAUAUAUAAAAAAAAAAAAAAAAAAUUAUGAUCAUAAUGAUAAUAAUAACUAUAUUAUGUAUUCUAAAUUGUGUUUUAAAAAUGUUGUUUGUAUAAUAGGAAACUGAAGAAUACAAAUUCGAUAAAUACAAAAAAGAAAGACAAGUAAUAUUCUAAUAUUCGUUUGACCGUCUUACAUUGUGAACUUUGUUAUUCUAAUAGUAAUAUUGUUUAUGAUUAAAAUUAUAUUAAAGUUUAAACCUUGUAUACCGAUUAAAAAACAAAUUAUAUUAUAAUGCAGCCCUAAAAUUGUAAUAAAUUAUAAAUACAAUAUAAAAUUAAAACCAAUGAAUAUUAUGAUAUAAUACUAGAAAAUGUAAUGAAAUAAUUCAAGUACUAUAUAACGGUGAAAACAUUAUGUACACAUCGGAGUGGCGUAGAUUGGGUAAAAAAAAAAAUAUGUUUUUGUUAUGUUUAUAAUGAAGAUAAACAAAUAUUCAGUGCAUCGAUAUAAAAUCAUACUGAAAUAUCAAUAAAUACGAAAUUGACUGUGUGGAUAUGAAUAUUUUGCCACUUUGAGAUUUUAGAAAAAUAAUCAAUUACGAAUUCGAGACUAAUUUGUAUGAACGAUUUUUCAGAUUUGUUAAUUCGUAAUUCUAAAAUUAUCACUCAUUUCAAAUUUUUUCGUGCUUAGCAACUUACAUGAAUAAAUCGAUAAUAAUUAUAGGUGCCUAAAUAGUAUAAUAUAACUUAUACCAGUUGGUUUAAUUAAGUGGUAAACUCAUUAACUCGGAAAAUAUUAAAUUUUUUUGAAAUUUGUUUUCUAGAACAAUUAAAAAACAAUCACGCUUUACGUGUACAGUAAUAUUUAUUUUUCUAUAUAACUACAUAAUAUUAUGCGAAUGAAUUAAAGACAAAUUUAAUAAAUAUUUUGAUAAAAAAAAAACAAUAUUUUACACUUCCAAAUUUCAAUUGACUAUUUUGAUGGAGAACUUAAUACCUAUUAUUAUUUAUAAAAAAUAUAAAAUUAUAAAUUCGAUUAAUAGCAUUUACCCGUUAAUUUAUUAAUCAUUAACCUUAAACAUGUUUCACAAACAAAAAAAAAAAUUAUUUAAUUAAUUUGUGUAAUUUUUUUUAUUUUUAAAGGGAUCCACUAGCAAAUUAUCACAAAUUUUAUUUUCGGUAAUAUGAGUUGGUUUAUUUGUUUAUAAUGUAUGAUAAAACAUAUUUCUAAUAAAUUAAUUUCCUCACAAUUAUAAUUUUUUGUUUUUCAAAUUGCAUUGGUCGUGAGCGGAUAUUUAUUCUUAUGAAUUUUCAACCGUGGCGUGUCCGAUAUUUUUCAACGGGAUGAGAUACAGCAAAUAAUAAUCUUGAAUAACUAGACGAUAAUCUUCUUCUCUAGCUAUUAUGACUAGAAGUUCAAAGUUAGGUCCAACAAAAGUCAAUUUUUAAUCAGUUGCUUGCAUUGAAUCAACGUUUUAUUUGUGAUUUAGCUGAAAUACAUAUAUUUCAAGAUUAAAUUACUAAAUUAAUACUUAUAAUUGUUGUAUUUUUAAUGUAAUGAAUGUAAUAUAAUUAUUAACGUUCCUUACUUGUGUACGUCACUGUUGAUUACAUAUCUGCUCAAUAACAAUUUUUUAUAGAGUACCUAUAAAUAGAAAUACAAAUAUGAUAUUUUAAAUGUAUUGAUAUAAAAUAAAUUGCAGGUCAAGAACCAGGUGAAUACACCAACGUAUGAGGCUUCAUGGAAAUGGCCGGACCCAGAAACCAAUAAGUCCCAAAAUAUAAAUAACUUGGUCGGAUUACAGGAAAAAUUAAAAACAGACCCUUAUUACUUGAAUAUCGUGAAAUAUGACAAUAUCUUGGCCGACGUGAUGAUGUACGUCGCGAUAAAAGAAGGGACCAAAAUAUUAAAAGGGAUAAAACAUAUUAUUAAAAAUCAAUGUGAAUUAUAUUUUCAAACUGACGCUAAACAUUUCGUAUUAGAUGAAACCAGAUUGUCGUUGUUACUGUUCAAAUUUGAAUUUGACGAUUUUAUCAAUGCUAUACUGGAAAAAAAACGGAUAGAUUUACGGGAAAAUGAGCACGUGAAAAAAUUCAAUAAUUCAGUAAAGAAUUUAUUACAGUGGUUGGAUCGUCCGAAAAGUGCGCGGGCCUCUAAUGAUAAGAUAAUACAGAACUGCAAAUUUAUUAACGGAGCAUUAGACGAAAUAAAAUAUCCGUUAGCAGAUUCCAAAGUUGACGAUAAAUUUAAAACUUUCUACAUGGAGGAUCCUUUAUUCAAUAUUCGUACAUUAAUCGGUCAUAUACUUCGUGAUAUAUAAAAUUAAUUGGUACGAUAUAAAAACAAAUUAUAACAUUAUAAUAAAAAUGUUAAAUACGAGUAGGUAUAUUAUAUUAUUUGUUCACAAUAUGAGUAUAAACGUGGCGAUUCAUUCAAACGGGAUAACUAUUCAUAAAACGAAAUACAAUCAGACUACUACUGCGUAUUAUCAAUUUAAUUAUACUAUUACUAAACAUUUGUAUUAAUUUACUAUAUUGCUUUAAUAAUAACUAAUUAAUAAUAUUCUUUUUGAAUGUAUUAAAAAAUAUAUAACCAAUUAUAAGUUAUCUUUUUGAAAAUAGUUAAUAAUGCAUUGGUUAUUGCAUGAUCUAUCGAUUCAAUCACAUUCGAUAUUAUGUCAGAAUAUUAAUUUUCGUACCGACUUAAAUAAAAUAUAUACCGUCAUCAGUCCUAAAUCACUAUCAAUUCAAUUCCUUUCGGAAUCGUUUUUUCGUUAACAAUGAUUUAUCGUUACUUACAGAUAUACAUUUAAUUCCUGUCUAUAUCCUACCUUCCCAACUCCCCACCUACACCAGUGGCUGCAUCCGUCCACAUUAUCUUACCUUUUUAGAAUUGAUGUUUUAAAGAGUGUAAAUCUAAUCUGAAUUAAAUCAUAACCAA
This is a messenger RNA of Cinara cedri, 5428 nucleotides long. The record is from the annotation of a GenBank genome assembly. NCBI's taxonomy places the organism in Eukaryota, Metazoa, Arthropoda, Insecta, Hemiptera, Aphididae.